This is a messenger RNA of Frankliniella occidentalis (western flower thrips), 954 nucleotides long. RefSeq lists its product as uncharacterized. The record is from RefSeq and is a predicted model, not a curated record. NCBI's taxonomy places the organism in Eukaryota, Metazoa, Arthropoda, Insecta, Thysanoptera, Thripidae. Bases 173 to 751 code for a protein of 192 amino acids. The transcript is spliced from 5 exons.
GCUGCGUCUGUACCUGCGGCUGCGCCGCGACGCCAGGAACACGGCGGCCAUCGCGGCGUCGGCGGCUGCGCGAUCCGCCGCGUCCAGGUCACAGCCCAUCUACGGCAUCAGCCACUUCCAACGGUUCGGCGCUGGCAAGCUUAACCCAGCGUUUGACGCGCCGUCCACCGACAUGUCCCUGGGCGAGUCAGCCUCCCAGUCCGACCACGGCUCCCACUCGGGGUCCGACCUCGAGGGCGACUACAACGACCCCCUGGAGCCGCUGGAGCCCCUGGAACAGCUGCGCCCGCUGGGCUCGCGUGACCCGCUGGACCCCACCCAGGUCGUGCCCAGCUCGUUGUACUCCAUCGAUAUGUUUAGCAGUCAGGACUCGGGUAGCCAAGGUGUUACAGAUAUCGCAAUUCCAGCACCAGUGGUCGUGGCCAUGACGACAGGGGACGGGCGGGGCACGGUGAGAGGUACCAUCCGAGGACCCCAUCUGUCCCACCACAUACACCACCCCCACCACCUGUCCCUGUUCGGGACGGUGCGCGGUAUGCCGGCGGCCCUGCGCAACGCUCAGAGCGGCACCCUACGCAGCGUGCAAGCACUAGGCCACGGUGGGACGGUACGAAUAAGUCCGGCUAGAGGUUCGCUUCAUGGCACCGUCAGAGGUACCCAUUUCCUGCCGGGUAGCAACGAGUUCACCGCCCCACACAGGAGUUCCAGCAUGCUGCUACUGCCGGGCCAAGAGAGUAUAUCCUACAUGUGAAGUGGGAAAAGAGAGGCCUAGAAUGGGAGGAUAGUCCUAGACAGGACUUCAGAACACAGGAUCCUGCUCUCCAAGGAUCAAACGACUGAAACUUCGCUCAAGACUAUUUUAUCUUGUAUUUAUUUCUCCGUUUAAUUUGUAAUUUUGUGAUAUAAAUUGUAAAAUAGUUAUUUAUGUACGUGUAAUAUAUGUAUCAUGACUUU